Molecule: messenger RNA, 1150 nt
Organism: Chara braunii
Lineage: Eukaryota; Viridiplantae; Streptophyta; Charophyceae; Charales; Characeae
Source: the annotation of a GenBank genome assembly
GCGAUAGAAGAAAGGAUCCAGGAGGCAUCUUAUCAGGUGGCGAGAAGCCGUAUGGAUGAUAAGGCUCGAUGGGAUCAGUCUGCGCGAGUGAGGAAAGUACCCUUGGCAGUCGGGGAUGUCGUGCUUCUCUACGAUACAUCGUUGGAGAAGCAGUGGUCCAAGAAGCUCGAUAAGAGAUGGUUAGGUCCCUACCAAAUCGCACGGGUCGGAGACUUCGGAGCGUACCAGAUCGAGGAGUUAAAUGGGACUGAGUGGAAGGAUGGGGUAUCUGGAACGCGACUGAAGAAGUUUGUGGCGAGAGAAGAGAGGUUGGAGGCAGCGGGGGAGCUCCCGGAGCAGCAGCAGGAGAGGCAGAGAUCGGAGGCAGCAGGAGCACUCCCGGGUCAGCCACCCAGCGCGCCAGCCAAGGCCCCAGAGAUCCCUGAGAUAUGGAAGGACUUCUGGGAGCAGAGAGGAGAGGAGCUUCCAUCGCCAGUCAGAGCCGGGUUUGGGUUGGCCAGGAAGGCGAAAGAAAGGUUAGAUCGUAAAAUCAAGUUCCUGGCCAAGACCACUUUUGACCGGCACUUGUUAUUGGAGGGUGAUCUGGCGGGGAAGAAAAUGAAGGAAGUCAGUCAUGGAGUACGUCUGGAGGCUAUGGAGAUGGAAAUUCAGGAACUUAGGGCUUUGGUGGCCAGCCAGGCAGCUAUCAUUGAGAGCCUGAGGCAGCAAACCCAGGGAAAGGUGGACAGACCAGAGAGCAGCCGGCAGGGAGAGCAGAGACAGCCAGGACAGGGAUUGCCAGGACAGCCAUCUGCGACAGAGCCUCGCAAGGAGCCACCUGUGGGGAGGGUUAUCCUGGAGUCAGAGGAGGCGAGAGCACAGAGACAGGCGGAGAGAGAGGCGUUCGAGUUCAGAGCCCCUACUGAGCUCGCGACACUGCCAGUAGCAGCGGCGGGCCCAGUCGUACCUUUGGCAGUAGAGGAGGGGCUGCCACCAUCUAGCAGUGAGCCGACUCAGGGCUCAGUAGAGGAAUCCAUGGGCGUGCUCCUUGAGGCGGUGCAUACUAUGCAGGAGGAGGUGAGUUUGUUUUCACCUUAGCAGAGGAUAGAGGAGCCUCUUGAGAGAGAGAUGGGGAUUGAGGAGGAGGGUGCCAUCGAGGGCAGACUCCAGA